Messenger RNA from Lathyrus sativus (Indian pea), 456 nucleotides. NCBI's taxonomy places the organism in Eukaryota, Viridiplantae, Streptophyta, Magnoliopsida, Fabales, Fabaceae. The record is from the annotation of a GenBank genome assembly.
AUGGGGCGUAUGCAUAGUGGUGGUAAGGGUAUAUCCUCCUCGGCUUUGCCAUACAGACGAACUUCUCCUAGCUGGCUCAAGAUCUCUUCACAAGAUGUUGAUGAAAAUAUUUGCAAGUUUGCUAAGAAGGGUUUGACUCCUUCUCAGAUCGGUGUCAUUCUCCGUGAUUCUCACGGUAUUGCUCAGGUCAAGAGUGUUACCGGAAACAAAAUCCUCCGCAUUCUCAAAGCUCACGGACUUGCCCCUGAGAUUCCUGAGGAUCUAUACCAUUUGAUCAAGAAGGCAGUUUCAAUCCGCAAGCAUUUGGAGAGGAACAGGAAGGACAAGGACUCUAAGUUCAGGCUCAUUCUUGUUGAGAGUAGAAUUCACCGUCUUGCUCGCUAUUACAAGAAAACUAAGAAGCUCCCCCCUGUGUGGAAAUAUGAAUCAACAACUGCCAGCACUCUAGUUGCUUAA